AAAUACAUCGUUAAUAUUGAUAAAAUAUUCUUGAACCGCGAUGGUCACGGUGAGCUCGACGCUGUCCGCAGCUCUUCUGCAGGCUCAUCGCCGAGGACCCAAAAAGUCUCUCCCAGCCGAGGUUUACUCUCAAUUUCUCUCCGACGCAGCAAAGGAGAGGAAGCCUUCACCAAUCCGGGGGCUCUAUCCCCUCGAAUCUCGGCCUGGCCUCAUCUCUCUGCUUGCCGGAAAGCCCAACGCGACCACCUUCCCGUUAACUUCCAUUCAGCUCAAAGCGCGCUCUCCGACUGAUCCAGAACAGGAGAUCACCACCGAUCUCAGCGGGAACGCACUCGCGGAAGGCCUGCAGUAUGGUCCAACAGCGGGUAUUCCGUCGCUGAUCGAAUGGGUGUACGGCUUGCAAGAAAAAGAGCAUGGUCGCAAGAAGGGCGAAGGCUGGAGAGUGAGCAUCGGAUCUGGUUCUCAAGAUGUGAUCUACAAGGCGGUCAACGCGAUCUUCAACCUAGGUGACUCCCUCUUGGUCGAAUCACCCGUUUAUGCUGGCGUCAUUCCGAUGUUCACUGCUCUGCGUCUUGAUUUAGUCGAGGUACAGACAGACUCUCAGGGCAUCUCAUCUGACUCUCUUCGUUCUGUCCUCGAGAACUGGCCGGCAGGCAAGCCCAAACCCAAGGCCCUAUACACCGUUCCGUACGGCUGCAACCCGACGGGCAUGACCGCGACUCUAGAACGCCGCCGCGAGGUUCUCCGGCUUGCACGAGAGCACAACUUCCUCAUCCUCGAAGACGACCCCUACUACUAUCUCUACUACGGCGACGCCGUCCGGGCGCCCUCCUACUUCUCGCUCGAGCUCGAGCAGCCCGAGGUCGGCCGCGUCCUGCGCUUCGACAGCCUGUCCAAGAUCCUCUCCGCGGGCAUCCGCAUCGGCUUCCUCUGCGGGCCCGACGCGCUGAUGACCGUGAUCGACAUGCACACCGCCGUUGCAAGCCUGCAGACGCCCUCGCUGACGCAGUCCAUCGCGUUCGCGCUCCUCGACGCGUGGGGCUACGCCGGCUUCCGCGCGCACACGGCCGCCGUGUCGGCGUUCUACCGCACGAAGCGCGACGUCUUCGAGCGCGCGAUGCGCACGCACCUCGCCGGGCUCGCCGAGUGGGACGCGCCCGAGGCGGGCAUGUUCUUCUGGUUCAAGCUGCUCGUCGGCUCGGACACCGAAGAGGGCGACUCGGAGAGCAUCAUUCGCACGAACGCUGUCGAGCGCGGGGUGCUCGCGCUGCCGGGCACGGUGUUCUUGCCCAAUGGCAGGAAGACGGCGUACGUCCGCGCUGCGUUCAGUCUCCUCCCGCCAGAGGAGGUCGAAGAGGCGAUCAAGCGUCUGCGGGACGUCAUCCUCGAUGCCAAGAAGGCUCAGUCCGUGUAAAAAGCAAAAGUUUGGGGGUUUCGUGCUGCUCCGCCCCUGGCCUGCGAAAGUUCAUAUUAUGCUGCAAUGUACAAAUACGAGUGCGGCAUUGUAACUCCGUUCUCCAAUCAGGGACACGUCU
Molecule: messenger RNA, 1535 nt
Organism: Phanerochaete carnosa HHB-10118-sp
Lineage: Eukaryota; Fungi; Basidiomycota; Agaricomycetes; Polyporales; Phanerochaetaceae
Exons: 9
Coding region: 41-1414 (457 amino acids)
Biological process (GO): biosynthetic process
Molecular function (GO): transaminase activity; pyridoxal phosphate binding
Source: RefSeq, a predicted model, not a curated record